AUACAUAUAUACCUUUCAACUUUCUCUCUUAAAGACACAUAUUACCAUAUUGUGUGAGGGACACCCCAGGUUAAUAAGGAGCUUGAGUUGAGAUGGAAAUUGCUAAAGAGAAUGGUUUCCAACUUAGUGUGAAGCUAAGUGAACCAACUUUAGUUCCUCCUGCAGAAGAAACAAAGAAGGGGUUGUAUUUCCUAUCUAACCUUGACCAGAACAUUGCAGUGAUUGUGAGAACUGUUUAUUGCUUCAAAACGGCUGAGAGAGGGAACGAGAAAGCUGGGGAAAUGAUCAAGAAUGCAUUGAAGAAAGUUCUUGUGCAUUAUUACCCUCUGGCUGGGAGGCUGAAUAUUAGCUCAGAAGGGAAACUCAUAGUGGAGUGCACAGGUGAGGGUGCACUUUUUGUAGAAGCUGAAGCAAACUGUUCAAUGGAAGAGAUUGGUGACAUCACAAAGCCAGACCCUGGAACUCUUGGAAUGCUUGUUUAUGACAUUCCUGGUGCAAAACACAUUCUUCAGAUGCCUCCUUUGGUGGCCCAGGUGACCAAAUUUAAAUGUGGAGGCUUUGCUCUUGGGCUGUGCAUGAAUCACUGUAUGUUUGAUGGCAUUGGUGCAAUGGAGUUUGUGAACUCUUGGGGUGAAGUAGCCAGAGACAUGCCUCUCUCAAUCCCUCCAAUACUAGACAGAAGCAUACUCAAGGCACGAAACCCACCAAAGAUAGAGCAUCUACACCAAGAAUUUGCUGACAUUGAAGACAAGUCCAACACCAAUAGCUUGUAUGAAGAUGAGAUGGUUUACAGGUCCUUCUGUUUUGAUCCUGAGAAACUAAAGCAACUGAAGAUGAAAGCCAUGGAAGAUGGUGCUCUUGACACUUGCACAACAUUUGAAGUCCUCUCAGCAUUUGUAUGGAUAGCUAGAACCAAAGCACUGAAAAUGUUGCCAGAUCAGCGAACAAAGCUUCUUUUUGCUGUUGAUGGGAGGGCUAAGUUCAACCCUUCUCUUCCAAAAGGGUAUUGUGGCAAUGGAAUUGUGCUAACAAAUUCUGUGUGUCAAGCUGGUGAGCUAACAGAGAAGCCCUUCUCAUUUGCUGUGAGUCUCAUUCAAGAUGCAAUCAAAAUGGUCACAGACAGUUACAUGAAAUCAGCUAUAGACUAUUUUGAGGUAACAAGGGCAAGGCCUUCUCUAGCAUGCACCCUUCUCAUCACAACUUGGUCAAGGCUUUCUUUUCAUACCACUGAUUUUGGAUGGGGAGAGCCUGUGCUGUCAGGUCCUGUGUCAUUGCCAGAGAAGGAAGUGAUUUUGUUCCUUUCUCAUGGCCAAGAGAGGAGAAACAUCAAUGUGCUUCUGGGGUUGCCAGCUCCUGUCAUGAAGAUUUUCCAAGAUUUGAUGCAGAUAUAG
Abrus precatorius (Indian licorice) is the source of this 1391-nucleotide messenger RNA. Its product is annotated as omega-hydroxypalmitate O-feruloyl transferase. The transcript is spliced from 3 exons. Gene Ontology annotation, molecular function: acyltransferase activity, transferring groups other than amino-acyl groups. The record is from RefSeq and is a predicted model, not a curated record. The coding region runs from base 93 to 1391 and encodes 432 amino acids. NCBI's taxonomy places the organism in Eukaryota, Viridiplantae, Streptophyta, Magnoliopsida, Fabales, Fabaceae.